AUGAGAAAGAAAGGUCAAAGAAAAGUUGGGAAAAAACCUUUUAAAAGGAUGAGAAAAUCAUCAUUUAAUAAAAUUCAAAAGAAAUUUGAUGUAUUCCAUGAAGAAAUUGAUCAUUUUAAUAAUUAUGAGAGUCUGACUUUGGAUAUAAGUGACCCAGAAAUUGUUUCAGUUUCAGAUAAUGAAUCAUCUGACGAUGAACCAAUUUAUAAAGUCGAUGUAGAUAAGACAAAUCAUAAAAGUAUACCUGAAGUUGUUGAUCACAGAGAGAAUAAAAUAAACAAAAAUGGUGAUGGGAUUAAAGAGGAUCAUUUAGGAUUAAAUAAUGAUUUUAUUCCAUUUUCUGAGAGUGAUAGUGAAGAAUAUGAAAAUAAUGAAAAUGAUAAUAAUGAAUUAGAGAUUCUUUCAGUGUCUCAUAAACAGAUAUCUAUUAAGCAUGAAACCUAUUCAAGGAGGACCACAAAUGAAGAAUUUCCUUGGUUGUUAAAUCAUGAUCAUUCUAGACAGAGAGAUAUAUCAAAAUGGAUAACUUUAGAAAUGAAAGAUUUUAUUUCCUAUAUUUCCCCAAGCAGGGAAGAAAUUGAGAUCCGUAAUAAAACUAUUCAGAAAUUACGUAAAGUUGUUAGAAGAUUAUGGCCGGAUUCAACACUACAUGUAUUCGGAUCCUAUGCAACAGAUUUAUAUUUACCAGGGUCAGAUAUUGAUUGUGUGAUUACUAGCAAGACAGGGAACAAAGAACAUAGGAGCUAUCUAUACGAACUGGCUAGAUAUUUGAAAAGCAAUGGAAUAGGGAAACAGAUUGAAGUUAUUGCUAAAGCUAGAGUACCGAUUAUAAAAUUUGUAGAUGUCGACUCUGAUUUACACAUUGAUGUUUCCUUUGAAAGAUUAAAUGGUAUUGAAAUUGCUAAAAUAAUACGAACUUGGCUACAUGAGACACCGGGUCUUAGAGAACUGGUAUUAGUGAUUAAACAAUUUUUAAAAUCAAGGAGAUUAAAUGAAGUUCAUACCGGAGGACUUGGUGGUCUGAGUAUUGUAUGUUUAGUAUAUUCUUUCCUUCAUCUCCACCCCAGAUUACGUACUGAAGAUAUUGAUGCCCGUGAGAACCUUGGUGUAUUAUUAAUGGAUUUUUUUGAAUUAUAUGGGAAAAACUUUUCCUAUGAGAAGGUUGCAUUAUCUUUUCAGGACGAUAUUCCAACUUAUAUUCCAAAAUCACAUUGGCGAGCGCUACCUCCCAGUAGAAGUUCAUUAACGUUAGCAAUUCAAGAUCCACUUGACGUGUCAAACAAUAUCAGUAGGUCUUCUUACAAUGUUAGUGGUAUUAAGAAAGCUUUUUCAGGCGCCUUUAAUAUUAUAUCAAAUAAAUGUUAUGAAUUGAAUCAAGCAACUUUCAAAGAUCGUGUUGGUAAGAGCAUUCUGGGGAAUAUUAUCAAAUAUAAAGGAGAUGCCAGACAUUUCAAAGAUGAAAGAGAGUUAGUCGAAAAUAGGGCCAUUGUUGAAAAUGAAGUGUACCACAUGAAACGCAGCCGGUCUGUACUAGAUUUAGAAAAGAAUGAAGAUAUGUUUUUAAACCCUAGUGAUGACGAACUCUUGACUGGAGGCCAGGAUGAAUUGAGCAUAUACAGGGUCUCUGAACCAGCUAAGAAGAAACAAAGGAGGAAUGUGACAGAGAUAGCUGACAUACCGAAGAAGAAAAAGAAAAAGAUAAAGAAGAAGCCUGAAAAUAUUACAAAAUUAAUUCCUAAAGGAGCUCCAUCAAAGAAAAUUGAUGAAUUAAUGGGUAUUGAAGACGACGAUGACAUUAAUGACAACGACACAAUAAUGAUCAAGGAAAAUGACGAUUCAGCAAACCCUCCAAGGGAGUCUACUUUACAGAGUACCAGAGUUGAUGCCCAAACAAGAAGAGAUUACUGGCUCUCGAAAGGUCAGACUUUGGCAAGUGUCAGUAUUUCCAAAAAGAAUACAUAG
Molecule: messenger RNA, 1962 nt
Organism: Maudiozyma saulgeensis
Lineage: Eukaryota; Fungi; Ascomycota; Saccharomycetes; Saccharomycetales; Saccharomycetaceae
Source: the annotation of a GenBank genome assembly